Asterias rubens (European starfish) is the source of this 5721-nucleotide messenger RNA. RefSeq lists its product as uncharacterized. The record is from RefSeq and is a predicted model, not a curated record. NCBI's taxonomy places the organism in Eukaryota, Metazoa, Echinodermata, Asteroidea, Forcipulatida, Asteriidae. The coding region runs from base 87 to 2687 and encodes 866 amino acids. The transcript is spliced from 9 exons.
CGUACGUACGUACACUUUUUAAAAAAAUCAUACACAGACGUUGGCAGAUUCUACUUGCUUGACAUGGAAUCUUUUAUAUUAUCGGAAUGUUAAGCAUUGAUUUUCGAAGUCUUCCUGCUAUAGUCCAUAGGCUUCACAUUAAAGACAUGAGUAAGAGACAAAGAGAGAAGCAAGAUGGUAGAAUUACUGGACUCUCAAGAACUGAUCAUCAGCUCGGCCUAACUAAGAAAUUGAGAGUUUCUUCACGGUUGAGAUCUUCCAGACAAGACGCAUCAAACAACGAUGUAUCCAGUUCUUAUACAAGCCCAGGAAAUGGCUCUAAACUACUAACAACAGGGCGAUCACCAAUAUGUAGCACCCCCCGGUCCUCCAGGAAGAGACUCAAUACAUCCCGUAGUGAUUCUGAGACAGAGAUUAUCUGGGAUGCUAAUUCACCAACAGCUCAUCUCAUCAAAAGAAGUGGUCGAAAUGGACGAAGCAAAGCGGGAGAGAUAUCCGAGAUGAUUAAGUGUGUUAACAACCAAGCAGAGACUUCUCCAGCCCAUUUUCCUCUUCUUGGACUAUGGACGCAUCGUAGUCCUCUUCAUCAACAUGAACUCAACUCAGCUGGAGGAUCAGAGAAGCCAUUUGGGGAAGAAAGCUGUACAUCCAAGAAAGCAACACACAGAAAGAAGAAAGGCAGUCGAUUAUCUCUGAUCCAAGAUGAAUUACAAAAGAUUGCUAAUGCUAUUGAUAUGGCAUCAAAACAUGAAACAACUUCAAGUCCUAAUACUGUGCUGAAUCAGGAACCAGUAACUGGUUUCAUUACACCACCAAGACACAGCAGAAUGAAAGAAUUACCGGAUACUGUAGAUGACGAUUCAUCCUCUACCAACGCUAGGCAAGAACCAGAAGGGAAACACCCUCAAUUAGAAUUAACACUUGGAGAUCAGCCCCAGUAUCUUCAACCGGACCCAAAUGGAGUUGUUGGUAAUCAAAUAAAAAGCAGACAGUUUGUUAGUAAUCAACAACCUACCAGUCAUUCUGCUGAUGGUCAGACAGACAGUAAGCAACCAUUGGUUCCUUGCUCUGCUGUCAUUAGUCAGUUAGGGACAAGCUCUGCAGUCAUUGGUCAGUCAUUGACCUCUAAUGUUGACCUCAUGUGGGAUGAUGACAGCUAUUUUGAAGAUGAGGCUCUGCUUGAGCAAUUGACCCAAACUGAGGCUGUAGAAGCAUCCAGAAGCCAAAAUUAUGACGAGUCCAAAAAGAAACCGUCCCGAAACAAUCCAGCAACUCAUUCUGCCAAUUCUGUUAGACAACCAGUUAAUUUCGAUGUGACAAACAAAAUGUGGACUGAAAAUGACGGAGAGCAGAAAUCCCAAACCUUUCUUGGAACUGUCCCACGUCCUACAAUUACCAACAAAAGUACGGCUGCAUACCAAAACCAGCAGUGCCAAAGAUUGAAUGCAAUGAAUGCUGUAAAAGAAACACGUCCAAAUCAAGGGAAGAAGCUGGUUCCAUUCAGGCAACCUGUCGCAGUAAAACCACCACUAGCUCAAGAGACUCAAGUUUCAAACUGUACUAUUGUACCAUCGAACCAAUACCAAGCCCCGCCAAGUUAUAAAACUUAUAAUAGUGUUCCUGCUCACCUAGAUAGUACAAGGCAGCCUAAUGGAUACAGUGCCAAAUCAAACGUAGCCAAACCACACACAAGCAGCUGUCCCCAACUCGGACCAACAGUAAAUACUAUGGGUACAAACAAUAACUCACUUAAACCUUUCAGUACAUCUAGCAAUCCUAUCAGCUAUAAUCAACUCACUGUACCAAGCUCCAUGAAUGCUUCUUCUUCUAUUCAAGAUGGCUGGGAUAACAAGGAUCUAUUUGAGAGUAGUUUGACUGAUGAGAUGAUGAUGUCAAUGUGUGUUGGGAUAGAUUCACCUCAGACCACCAAAGCAUCAGAACAAAUAACCAAUCCCUUCACAUCAACAGGGACCAGGGUCUCCCCAAGCCCCACCAUGUCAACAAGGACCACCACAGCCAAGGCUGUAAGGAUCUCCCCAAAGCCCUUCAUGUCAACAGGUACCACCACAGCCAAGUCGCAGACUCAAAACUCAUCCAAAAUAACCACAAACUCUUGCGUAGGGUCAUCAUCUACAACCACAUAUAAAUUCAGAAAGCCAGUAAAGGACAUAACUCAAGCUGUGUCUCACUGUUCAAGCUCAGCAUCAGUGGCAAAAUGUUGCACCAAUACAUCAAUCAUAAAUCAACAACUCCAAAGCUCAAUAAACACAGUGCGUCCUGUACAGGUGAAGAACAUACAGCCAGUCAACAUUACCAGACACCAGCCUAUAAGAGUGCCUAAAACUACACAUCAGCUCCCCCAAUCUAGUGGGUCUGGUGUCCCAACUCAACCUGUAGUGCCAAGUAGUGUGUUUAAUGUCACUAAACCAUCUUCAGCCACAGACAACCAAGCUUCUUCUUAUAGUAAACCUGUGAAUACAAAUUCUACAAGCUAUAAACCACUGACAGCUCAAAGUAUGAGACCCAUCCAGAUAAAGACAACUUCAUCAUCAGCAAGAAAUGCAAAGCCUGCAGUAUUAUCUACAUCCACAGGCAGUAGUCACAAACUUUGCAGUCAGACUGAGAUUGAGAGAAAACGACAACAAGCCAAGGCUCGAUUGCAGCAACGCAUGACACAACAGCGUUAAAAAAGAAAGAUGACGGCAAGAUGCCAUGGCUUGCUGCAGCGACACAGUCAACAACGCAUGACACAGCAGCCUUAAAAAAGAAAGAUGACAGCAAGAUGCCAUGGCUUGCUGCAUUGACACAGUCAGCAACGCAUGGCACAGCAGCGUUAAGAAAGAAAGAUGACAGCAAGAUGCCAUGGCUUGCUGCAGCGACACAGUCAACAACGUAUGACACAGCAGCCUUAAGAAAGAAAGAUGACAGCAAGAUGCCAUGGCUUGCUGCAGCGACAUAGUCAACAACGCAUGACACAGCAGCGUUAAGAAAGAAAGAUGACAGCAAGAUGCCAUGGCUUGCUGCAGCUACACAAGGCAGGCAGUCAGCAACGCAUGACGCAGCAGCAUUACGAUAACAGCAAGAUGCCAUGGCUUGCUGCAGCGACACAGUCAACAACGCAUGACACAGCAGCGUUAAGAAAAAAAGAUGACAGCAAGAUGCCAUGGCUUGCUGCAGCUACACAAGGCAGGCAGUCAGCAACGCAUGACGCAGCAGCAUUAAGAUAACAGCAUGAUGCCUUGGCUUGCUGCAGCUACACAAGUCAACCAGCCCUUGUUGCAGGAGUGUUCAUAGUUACGCAUUCUGAUAAACUAUUACAUUUACAGAAGGCUUUGCGUCAAGGACACAUUAGUGCAAUGUAAGCAUUGAUUUGAGUGCAGUAGUUUGAAUUCGAACCGGAUCACAGUAUUGUUAGUAUUGUUGCAACACCAGGGCAAAAUUUCAUGGUUCUGCUUACCGUAUUAAGCAAAAAAUUAGCGCUUUUGGAAGCAGGGAAUUCCGCGCUUCCAUCAAGCGUAAUUUCACUGGUUGGUUGGAAUUUUUUGCUAGUGCGUGCGUAUUCCACGUUACUAAGCAUUCUUCGCUUACACAGCUAGCACAGAAAUCUGGCGCACAGUAAGUGGAGAAUAGUGAACCUUAGUGCAGAAUUUGGCAGUAAGCAGAGCCAUAAAACUGGGCCCAGGACAAGCUCCUGCAAUUGAUAACCACAGAACGAUCAAGUCCCUGAAAGUGUGUGCCUCAAAAAUGAGACACACGUAUCAUUUAUAAUUACUCAUUUUUUGUGGGAUACAUUUUUUUUACAGAAGUUUACACUCUGUAUUUCAGGAAUUUAUAUGUGAAUUAAUUUUACAAAGGGUUGGAAAUACGUUUUAUUUAUUUAAAUAUUGAAAUGAUGUUUAAAUUGUUGAUUUAUUUUUAUUGUCCGUCAGGUAGUUACUUUACUUGUGAGACACACUGGUCGAAAAUUUGACCAUUAACACUAUACAUAUAGAUCAAACUUGUGGCUGAUUUAAUCCCCAAAAUUGUAAUUAAACUUUAAAAUGGAAUAGUUAGCAAGGUGCUUUGACACAAUGAAGCCAAUUAUACUGGAAACAUCGGGGUGAACCUUUUUACUUAAUGACAAGUGAACUGGGUUCAUUCAUAAUUAUAGUUACACAACACAGGAUCUAAGUAUGGCUUUACAUCCAAUCCAAAGGAGGCUGCAGUAAUGGGCCCUUGCUCAAGGAAGUGUCAAGACCAGGACUCGAACCCACACUCUGCUGCUCAUAAACACCAGAGUUUAAGUCCAGUGCGCUUGACCACUCAGCAACAACACAGCACAUUGUUUAUUAAAGUAGUUGUAUUUGUUUUCCCCGGGCAAAUCAGACCAUAAAUUUGAAGUUGUGUCUCGUUUAUACUUUGAUGACUGAUGCCAUCUACGCAGGCAGGGGACCUCGUAGUGAUGGCUUUGUAUGGUGGUUUUCUGCCAAUCAUAAAGCAUCUACGUUGAGAAGCCAAAAUGGUUUGGUCAUGGGUUUUUUAUAAAUUGUAAUUAUAACACGGCAACAUGUAUCAAUGUAAUGGGGCAACCUUAAUCUACAUUAUCACGUUUAACCUCGGAAAAUUAAUUGAAAUGUAUACAGUAUUAAGGAUAUAGGAGUAAAAUACCUUGUUAGUUUCUGCCCUACACAGAUGGGUGUUAACUUAAAGGUAGUGCAAACUUCAAAAUUUUCCCCCUGACUCAUGUGCAAUACCUUGUGUGGAACUUGAAUCAACAACCAUCCAUGCUCUACCGAGAACAGAUAGAUGUUUUAAACCCUAGACCAAUGAGGUUAUACAUGCACACCAAACUUUUAUAGUCUGUGGAUGAUUUACAACUGGACUUGGAAAGUGCCACAUAUGCAGUGCUUUUAUAGUCACUAAGCAUUUAUAUAUAUAACCUUAACUUGCUAUACAAUAAAUUAGUUUAUCCCAUUAACAUUAAAAAGGAGGGUGUUCUGCAUUUGAACUGACCUGGUUCUUGGUGGGACUCCAUAGAGCACAUCCAAUGCAGUUAUUUAGACCAACCACUCCUUGAAUCAAGUCCUAAUACUCGCCCAAAAGGAAACAAAGUAUACUUUGUCUUGUAUUCCUAUCCUUCAUUACCAUAACUCAUAGAAUCUGAAAAGGUACCUGUCUACCAACUCAGCCCAAUUUCAUUCAGCAUGUAACCACAAAAAACAAGGGUACCAGUCAAAAUUCAAUUAAGUUUAGAUUGUUGCAUUUGGUGCCCCAUUCAAUUGUUGUAGAAUUUUCCAAGGUUACCAACUACUUUGAUUGUAGCUAUGGCCAUUGCUGCUUAAUCCAAUUGUCAAGUCAUCAUCGAAGAUGCUCUAUCUUAUACUUAUCAUGAACUUUUUUAUUAGAAAUUCUACAAGGCACUGUUUGAAAACUAAACUGGGCCAGUUUUUGUAAGGCUGUUAAAACACAAACAUUUCCAAAUCACACAAACAUCUUGUUUUAGCUGAUGUGGGUUACCAGGCAAAUGGUCAUAGAUAAGUUUCUGACCACAAGUUAUAAAAACGAUCAUUGUUUCUAAAUUUACAAUCAAGAACCAAAGCAGUUUCUUUUUAUGAAUCAAUAUUUUGGAGAGGACUGAUGAGUCCUUUUUGGAAGACUCUUUUGUAUCAUCAUGUAAAUGCAACAAUUGUUCACCAUCAGGAUUUGUAAAUAAAGCGUACUAUUGUACAAGGAUAACAUGUA